GACAUGUUGCUUCUUGUUAUUUUCCUAUGCAUGAUAACGAUUCUUUUAAGAAAAUAUAAAGGAAAGCUAAUAAUGUUAACACUUCCACUUUAAAACUUGAUUUUUCUUCACAGCACUAUUACCUUCACUAACAUCAGAGCACUUCAAGCCCAUCCUCUAGCUUUCGUCUCGAUCUUCUAAGUUCCUUUUCCACGUUACAAAGAAAUGGCCGAAGGAAUGCUCCUUGCCGUUGCACAAAAAAUCACUGAAGAUUUGGGCUCUUGGGCUUUCCAAGAGAUCGGAUCGCUUUGGGAUGUCGAAGCUGGACUUGAAAACAUCAAGAAUACCGUUUCCACGAUUCAAGCUGUACUUCAGGAUGCAGCAGAGCAGCAGAGUCGUAGCCAUCAAGUCAAGGACUGGCUCGAAAAGCUCAAGGACGCAGUUUAUGAAGUAGAUGACUUGUUGGGUGAGUUCUACACUGAAGCUUUACGACGAGGAGGGAUAACUGGGAAUAUUACAAAAAAGGUACGCGAUUUCUUUUCAACUGAUUCAAACCCAGUUGUUUUUCGUGUACAGAUGAGUCGUAAAAUUAAUGCGAUGAAGCAGAAACUAAAUGCAAUAGCGGAAGAUAGGAAAAUGUUUCACUUAAAAGAAUACCAUGUAGAGCCACCUGUGAGAAUGGAUAGGGAAGAGACUCACUCAUUUGUAGCUAAUGUAAAAGUUAUUGGGAGAGAAGAUGAUAAAGAGGCCAUCAUAAGACUGUUGUUGGAGCGUAAUAAUGAAGAGAAUGUUUCAAUUGUUCCUAUAGUGGGGAUUGGUGGGUUAGGAAAAACCACACUUGCUCAAUUUGUAUACAAUGACAAGAACAUCAAAGAACAUUUUGAGCUAAAAAUGUGGAUAUGUAUAUCUGAUGUCUUUGAUGUGAAAAUGAUUAUUCAAAAAAUAAUAUCGGCUACUGGUAUGGAACCUGUAGACCAUAGCAUGGAUAAAUUACAAGAUCAACUUCGUAAAAUAAUUGAUCAAAAGAAGUACUUACUUGUCUUGGAUGAUGUGUGGAAUGAGGAUCCUCACAAAUGGGAUAGUUUGAAAGAUCUUUUAGUGGGUGGCGCUAAGGGAAGUAAAAUUGUAAUAACUGCACGUGCAAGAUUGGUAGCAGAGAUUACAUGCCCAGCUUCAAUAUACACUCUUAAAGGUCUCAAUGAAGAACAGUCUUGGUUGUUAUUCAAGCAAAUAGCAUUUAGAAAAGGGCAAGGGCAAGGGACCAAUAAUCCUAGACUAGAAGAAAUUGGAAGGGAAAUUGUGCGCAAAUGUCAAGGGAUACCCCUUGCCAUAAAGUCUAUAGGAAAUGUAUUGCGCUUGGAAAAAACGGAGCAUAAAUGGUCAUAUGUCAAGAAUAAUAUACUAGAAAUUGCAACUCAACAAAAAAAUGACAUUUUUCCAAUUCUAAAGUUGAGUUACGAUCAUCUUCCAUCACAUUUAAAAAGUUGUUUUGCCUUUUGUUCCUUGUUUCCUAAAGAUUAUGAGAUUGAUAAGGUGACACUCAUACAACUAUGGAUAGCGCAAGGUUUUAUCCGACCAUCAAACAAAAACCAAGAAUUAGAAGAUGUUGCAGAUGAGUAUUUCAAAGAUUUGCUUUGGAGGUCCUUCUUUGAAGAAGUGACAAAUGAAAAGGGAGAAUUAAAAUACAAGAUGCAUGAUUUAAUUCAUGAUCUUGCAGAAUUAGUUACAGGGGCAGAGUGCACAAUAAUUACUUUGGAUCGAAACAAUUUUGAUGAAAAAACUCGUCAUGUGUCACUUCCAUUUUAUAUUGACUCAUCUUUUAUUGAAACAUCAGGUUUGCUGGUUAGAGCAGAGAAGUUACGUACAUGUCUUCUAACAUUUACUCCUAGUAUGGCUUAUAGAGCGGGAAAAAUAGAUGAAUCAAUGUUGAAUAAACUUAUUAUGAGUUGUAGAAGAUUGCGUGCAUUGGGUUUAUGUGGAGUGCAUAUUGAGAGAGUGCCAGAUUCUAUUGAAAAGUUUAUACAUCUUACUUACCUUGAUUUUUCUGAGAAUGAUGGUAUUGAAACUCUCCCUAAUACUAUUUCUAGACUUUGGAAAUUGCAAACACUAAAAGUCAAUGGUUGUCGGAAACUUAAAGAAUUACCUAGAGACAUUAGAUUUUUGGUUGGCCUCAGGCAUCUUGAGAAUAGCAAUUGUUGGCUUUUGAGUCAUAUGCCUAAUGGAUUAGGACAAAUGACAUGCCUACAAACGUUAUCAUCAUUUGUUGUGAGAGACAACCAAGCUUCUACCUCUGGGCCCAUUAGUAGUGGGCUAGACGAAUUGAAUUCGCUAAACUCCCUGAGAGGAGAACUACAAAUCUCAAAUUUGAGAUGUUUGGAAGAUGUUUAUUCAGAACCCAAUGCUGCCAAUUUAAGGGCAAAACUGUAUCUUGACCGGUUGACAUUAUUAUGGCAUGCAAAUAAUCCUCUUUUUUGUUCUAAUGAUGACAACGAUGGUGAUGAGAAGUUAUUAGAAGGCCUCCAACCACACCAAAAUCUUAGAUUUUUGUCUGUGAAUGGGUAUGGGGGUGUGAGAUUUUCAAGUUGGCUUUCUUUGCUCACAAAUCUGGUUAAUUUAUCUAUAACUGGUUGUAAGAGAUGUCAACAACUUCCACCAUUGUCUCAACUCCACUCUCUGAAACGUCUAUCUCUUAUUAAUAUGGAAGUUUUGGAGUACAUAUCAGAUGGUGGUAUAAAUGAGGAGGUUCCUACUUCAUCCUUCUUCCCAUCGCUGAAGUCCAUUUAUAUUUCCCAAUGCCCUAAUCUGAAGGGAUGGUGGAGGAGCACAUCAACAACAGAUCGCCAACAACAUCCGCAUCACCAGUCACUGCCUUCAUUCCAUCAUCUUUCUGCUUUACAAAUUCGGGUUUGCCCUAAUCUAACUUCCCUGCCUCCAUUUCCGUAUCUUGAAAAAAGUCUAUAUUUGGAAAGAGUCAGUUUGAAACCUUUACAACGGACAAUAGCAAUAAAUUCGUCACUUCCUUCUUCCUCCUCUUUCUUGUCCUCUCCUCUCUCCAAAUUAAAGUCUAUGGCUUUAGUUUCUAUAAAGGAUACAGAGGCUCUACCAGACGAGUGGAUGUCAAACCUGAGUUCUCUCAAGGAACUAUACAUACAAGGAGGCCCUAAGCUGAAAUCUCUAUCUCUAGCCGUGCCCCAUCUCACCUCACUCGAGGACUUGGAGAUUUGUAGUUGUGAGCUGUUUGAUUCGAUUAGUGACAUGGGUGAUGAUGGCACCGAAUGGCAGCAUCUUAAAUGCCUCAGUUCUCUGAGUUAUCGCAACGUUCCCAAUUUGAAGUCUAUUCCUUCCGGGCUUCAACAUGUUACUGCUCUGCGAAAGCUUGUGAUUUCUAAUUUUCCCAAUUUGACGAUUUUCCCAAAGCUCACCUCAGUUGUAUACCUUCAAAUUUCAUGGUGCCCCAACCUAACAUCAAUUCCCAAUAAUAUCAGUAAUCUCAUGUCCCUCGAAGUACUUCACAUUUCCUAUUGUCUAAAUCUCAUAUCACUUCCUGAUGAGAUGCUUUCUCUUAAGUCUUUACAAAAGCUAAUAAUUCAAAGAUGUCCUGACUUAGCGAAAAGAUGUGAAAAGGGAAUUGGGGAAGAUUGGUUCAAAAUCGCUCACGUCCCUGUUAUUGAAAUUCGGGAUUGGUGAUUUUAUAUGCUGAAAAAAUGUGAACCAGUCCAUUUUUCAGUCGGUUCCUCUUGGGCUACCUCAAGAACACUAGCCCUCUCAGCCUCGACCAUGCCACUCGCAACAUAACCUCUGUGAGGAGUCAAGGAUUCAAUGGACAUACUAAGAGUUCUGUUAAGAAGAAUAUAGGCAGGUUUGGAAUAUAAAAACAGCAAAGAGUUGGUUGUUUAUCCAAAACGAGUUGGUAUUGCAAUUAUCAAGCCACAACCGAAAAAUUAAGUGGUAUGGUGAUUUUCUCAGUUAUAGGAGUCUGUAUGCCAGAACUUUGAAUACUUAGACAGACAAGAUUUCAGUAGUUUAUGUGUCUUCCAACCAUUGGUAAAAACGAAUAUGCAGCAACUAGCAAAAAGUAAAUUGGUAACUCAACUUUUACUGGUUACAUGACAAAAGCCACCAAUAUUUUCUCUUAAAGCUAUAUGAAGGUGCUGCAUCAACAGUCAGUGCAGGGCUUGUGCUUUUGUGCAGUAGAGUGGAGAAAAAAAGGAAUGUUGCCUCCAGCAUGCUAAAGAUCUAUCUUUGUGUCAUCAACAAGCAUUUUGAUGUUUGAGGCUAAGACAUAUCACAUUCUUGAUCUGAAUCAUUUUCUCAAGUCAUUAAGGACAUUAUGAUGUAAAUUCUGUUUACAGUGUGUUUAGGCUGAUUCCUAUAUGGGUAUUAUAGAUGACCAUCAAGUUCUUGUACAGCCUCAGGUGGAUAUCAGAGAAUAUGGAUCUGUUACUGAUAAUCAACUUGCUACAUCAUUUCUCUUUAAGGAACAAGAUCUAUGAAUCUAUCAUAAUGAACAUUUUAGCUCAGAAUUUAUCUAGCAUUACUUAGGUAUGACAUUUUAUAAAUGGACAGAGCUUUUACUACCCCUAGUAAUCUCUCUCUCUCUCUCUCCGAAUUGUCUGUCUCUUCUUGUUAUGCUGGCGGCAGGUAACCUGACUAAGCAACUGUCAGAAUCAUUCACACCUGAUAAUGCCAUCAGGUUUAGUCCAUGAUCAAUUCGACAACAAUUAAAUGGUUUUCAUUCCAAGGAACCACUUUCCUUCUUUGGGUAUGCUUUUUAUCAUCAUUUUUUUUAUUCUAUCUUAGCCAAUAACCUUGCAGUCUGACAUCUGCCUUUAUCUGAAGUAUAAGUGGAGUGCCAGGAGUGAGGUGGUCUGGUUAAAACUCCCAAGUAAAUAUUUCAAAAUGAAGAAAUUUUUCAGAAACUAGCUUUUCCUUGGAGAUGAGAGUAAAGAAUGAUGUAGCUGAGCACCAGCCCAACCUGCCACAACUCAUAACGUCAACAUGUAGUUCCUUCAUGACUAUGGUCUUUGAUUGUUGAUUUUGUUGCAGGAGUUUCGAACAAAUUCAUUAUUUGAGGCUGAUGCAACAAGUGAAACAUCCGUCGCUGACCUCUCUCGCUUCAUUCCCAAUAUGCCGUCUUCACCAUCAGUGCCCCCAUGUUAUCAGCAAUGGGUAGCUUUUGGAAACAGUAACCUCUCACUCUGUGUUUUGAGAAGAAAUAUGUAACAAUACAAUUGCCACCAAUAUCAUCUCUUAACAACGUGAAUUAGUAGCUGCAUCAACAACUUGAUUAGAAUUUGUGCUUUUGUGGAAUA
Messenger RNA from Quercus lobata, 5291 nucleotides. RefSeq names its product putative disease resistance protein RGA3. The coding region runs from base 205 to 3666 and encodes 1153 amino acids. The record is from RefSeq and is a predicted model, not a curated record. The transcript is spliced from 7 exons. Gene Ontology annotation, molecular function: ADP binding. NCBI's taxonomy places the organism in Eukaryota, Viridiplantae, Streptophyta, Magnoliopsida, Fagales, Fagaceae.